AUGCCCGACGACAUCUCACCCUUCCAGAUCGCUGUCCCAGACGCCGCCAUCGCGCAGCUGUGGGCCAAGCUCGCAGCCGCCUCGUUUGCCGACCGGGUCGAGUUCUCCGACGACGGCAACUACGGCGCGCCGCUGAGCGACGUGCAGCGCCUCGCCCAGCGAUGGGGAGACGGCUUCGACUGGCGCGCGCAGGAAGCUGCCCUGAACAAGCUGCCGCAGUUCACGACGCCCGUCGAGGUCGACGGCUUCGGCACGCUCAACAUUCACUUUCUACAUCAGCGGAGCAGCAAUGCCAACAGCAUCCCGCUGCUGUUUGUACACGGGUGGCCCGGCAGCUUUCUGGAAGUUGUCAAGCUUCUCCCGCUGCUUACCUCGUCGGAAAGCAGUCCGUCUUUCCACAUCGUCGCGCCCUCGUUGCCAAACUUUGGCUUCUCAGAUGUCGUAACGAAGCCGGGUUUCAGCAUCACGCAAUAUGCUGAAACGGUGCACAAGUUGAUGGUCAAGCUGGGAUACACAGAAUAUGUCACGCAAGGCGGCGACUGGGGCUUCAUGAUUACCCGACUCGUCGGAGCCAACUAUCCCGACCACUGCCUCGCCUCGCACGUCAACUUUGUUCGCAUCCACAACCCACCAACCUUUUCCCAGUCGCCGCUCCUCUACCUCCAGAGCGCGCUCACGCCCUACACCUCCGCGGACAAGGCCGGCCUCGCCCGCUCCGCCUGGUUCCGCACCGAGGGCUUCGGCUACAACGCGACGCAGAGCACCAAGCCGUCGACGCUCGGCUUCGCCCUCGCCGACUCCCCGGUCGCGCUGCUCGCCUGGAUCUACGAGAAGCUGCGCGACUGGACCGACGACUACGCCUGGGCCGACGACGAGAUCCUGACCUGGGUCUCGCUGUACCAGUUUUCCCGCGCGGGGCCCGCCGCCAGCGUGCGCAUCUACUACGAGACCAAGCACGCGGCCGCCGACGAGUACGCGCAGGGCCUCUGCUACGUGCCCCGCGUUAAGCUCGGCGUGUCGCUCUUCCCGCGCGACGUCGUGGUGCCGCCGCAGCGCUGGGCGCACAGUCUGGGGCCGGUGGUAUUUGCGGCCGUCCACGACAAAGGCGGGCAUUUUGCGGCGCACGAGCGGCCGGAGCAGCUCGCGCUGGAUUUGCGGUCCAUGUUUGGCGCGGCCGGUGGUGCAGGCGAUGUUGCGAAACGCUUCGAUCCUGUACUGUAG
Molecule: messenger RNA, 1221 nt
Organism: Cordyceps militaris CM01
Lineage: Eukaryota; Fungi; Ascomycota; Sordariomycetes; Hypocreales; Cordycipitaceae
Product: epoxide hydrolase 1
Exons: 3
Coding region: 1-1221 (406 amino acids)
Biological process (GO): epoxide metabolic process
Molecular function (GO): epoxide hydrolase activity
Source: RefSeq, a predicted model, not a curated record